This is a messenger RNA of Cladophialophora yegresii CBS 114405, 279 nucleotides long. RefSeq lists its product as uncharacterized. Gene Ontology annotation, cellular component: membrane. Bases 1 to 279 code for a protein of 92 amino acids. The record is from RefSeq and is a predicted model, not a curated record. The transcript has 2 exons. NCBI's taxonomy places the organism in Eukaryota, Fungi, Ascomycota, Eurotiomycetes, Chaetothyriales, Herpotrichiellaceae.
AUGGUAGUAAAGGGGCCAUUGAAAGAUGCGUUCGUCAAGGCCGUCGACGCGGCGGCGGGCUUCGCGCGGGAUCACCCGGUCUGGACGACGCUGAUUGCCGUGGGGAUUUUGGCCGUGCUGUUGCCUUGGGCUGUUGAGGCGUUGGGGUUUGGUGUAGAAGGGCCGGCUGCUCGAACCUUUGCGGCGUGGUGGCAGUCACGGUAUGCUGGGUAUGUGCCGAAGGGAAGUCUGUUCUCGUUCUUUCAGAGGUUGGGGAUGAAGUGGACGAUCAAGUUGUAG